Messenger RNA from Prorocentrum cordatum, 398 nucleotides. Lineage: Eukaryota; Dinophyceae; Prorocentrales; Prorocentraceae. The record is from the annotation of a GenBank genome assembly.
UUGCUACGAUCUCCGAGAUGAAAAACGUUCUGGCGGCGACGAUCAGCAAAGAGGGGGGGGAUCGGACUCUGCAGUGGAGCUACGAGAUCCUCCAGCACUGGUUGAACCUGGCGUUCCACGAGAAGGGUCGAGAGCUCGCGCUAGAGACCCUGAAGCAGCUCAAGGCGUCGGAAGCGCACAGGCCCAAGGGUCAAGAGGACGACGGCAAUGGGAAGGGCAAGCUGCUGUACACGAUCAACCCGAUGCCGAGCAUCAGGGCGGCCAUGGGCGUCGAGAGGGUCCCCAAGGAGAAGGACGAGUUCGAGAUGGACGAGGACGGGAACCCAGAGAGCAUGAAGGACGGGGAGGGGCAUCAGAAGGACGAGCUGGACGACUACCACCCUCCCUACCUGAAGUAG